GCGUAUUUCUCACAAAAACUUUUCUCUCUCCUUUGACUUUACAAUAAAAGAUAGUUGACUUUUCUCAGUAAACACCUUCCUCUUGGCUCUUGCAUCACCCAAAUCAAAUUCUUCUACUAAUUACCCAAAAAUACUGUAAUAAUGAUGUCACUCAAUAGAAACAGACCACAUUUUUUGAGAUUAUUGGUCAAUUUGAAGGUCAAAGGAGAGAGAGAAAAAAGGGUGAUUAGAGGAAUUAUGAGUACUGGUAAUGCACUGGAUGAGAUGACUCAAGGAUCCAACGGUGUUGGUGGGGGUGUUAAGGACGUGUACGGUGAGGAUUCUGCCACCGAGGCUCAACAUAUCACUCCUUGGACAGUAUCUGUUGCCAGUGGGUAUACAUUGCUGAGGGAUCCCCAUCACAACAAAGGGCUUGCUUUUACAGAGAAAGAAAGAGAUGCUCACUACUUGCGUGGUUUAUUACCACCUGCAUGUCUGUCUCAGGAGCUUCAGGCGAAGAAAUUUUUGGCGACUCUCAGACAAUAUGAAACUCCCUUGCAGAAAUACAUUGCUAUGAUGGAUCUUCAGGAGAGGAAUGAGAAACUGUUUUAUAAGCUUCUUAUUGACCAUGUUGAAGAAUUGCUACCACUAGUGUACACUCCAACUGUUGGUGAGGCUUGCCAAAAGUAUGGAAGUAUCUUUAGACGCCCCCAAGGUCUUUUCAUCAGUUUGAAGGAUAAGGGAAAAAUUCUUGAGAUUUUGAAGAACUGGCCUGAAAAGAAUAUUCAAGUUAUCGUGGUUACUGAUGGUGAGCGUAUCCUUGGACUAGGAGACCUUGGUUGCCAGGGAAUGGGCAUACCUGUUGGAAAACUUUCCUUGUACACAGCACUUGGUGGAGUUCGCCCUUCAGCAUGCUUGCCUAUAACCCUUGAUGUUGGCACAAAUAAUGAGAAGCUAUUGAACGACGAAUUUUACAUUGGUCUGAAGCAAAAUAGGGCUACAGGGAAUGAAUACGCUGAGUUUGCUCAGGAAUUUAUGUCUGCAGUCAAGCAGAACUAUGGCGAGAAAAUCCUAGUACAGUUCGAAGAUUUUGCCAACCAUAAUGCAUUUGAAUUGCUGGAGAAAUACCGCAAAACUCACCUUGUCUUCAAUGACGACAUACAGGGUACUGCCUCUGUGGUUCUCGCUGGGCUCAUUGCCUCUUUGAAACCACUGGGAGGAAACUUGGCUGACCAUACAUUCUUAUUUUUGGGCGCUGGAGAAGCUGGAACAGGUAUCGCUGAGCUUAUAGCUCGUGAGAUGUCAAACAAGACAAAUGCUCCUGUUGAAGAAAUGAGAAAGAAGAUAUGGCUUGUAGACUCCAAGGGACUUGUUGUUAGCUCUAGGAAGGAGUCGCUUCAGUCUUUCAAACUGCCUUGGGCACAUGAGGCUAAACCUGUUACAACUCUUUUAGAAGCAGUACAGGUAAUCAAACCCACUGUGUUGAUAGGUACUUCUGGAAAGGGAAAGACAUUCACUAAGGAGGUGGUUGAAGCCAUGUCAUCUAUCAAUUCGAAACCUCUCAUCCUUGCUCUAUCAAAUCCUACAUCACAGUCAGAAUGUACUGCUGAGGAGGCCUACACAUGGAGCAAGGGCCAAGCAAUAUUUGCCAGUGGAAGCCCAUUUGAUCCAGUCGAAUAUGAAGGACAUACUUUUGUUCCUGGACAGGCAAAUAAUGCUUACAUAUUCCCUGGUUUUGGUUUGGGUCUGAUAAUGUGUGGUGCUAUUCGUGUUCAUGAUGACAUGCUUUUGGCUGCCUCUGAGGCAUUGGCUGCACAAGUUACAGAAGAGCACUUAGCGAAGGGACUUAUCUAUCCACCAUACAAAGACAUUAGAAAUAUAUCUGCUAAUAUUGCUGCCAAAGUUGCAGAGAAGGCUUAUGAACUCGGUUUGGCUAGUCGGCUUCCACAGCCAGAGAAUCUGGUAAAAUAUGCUGAGAGCUGCAUGUACAGCCCUAAUUACAGAAAUUACCGUUGAAGAAUGUGGUUAUGAAAUUCCCUGCAGUUUUGGAUCUUCCUUUACUUGGGCUUCUUAGUCUAGUUAUCCUUUUGUAAUCUUUACAUUCUACUCCGGCUAAUUUUCUGCAUACAUUCCUUUCUUGAAUGUCUGCAGAUCAAUAUAUAGUGCUAUGCAUUGUUAUACGAGUAUUGUAUCUACCGGAUCUGCUAUUAUGAAUUAAGACUUCAAUUUUUAUAAAAUCCAACCAGUAUAUUGAACUUGGAAGUUUCAAUGAAAUAAUUUUGCUCAAAGCU
Molecule: messenger RNA, 2270 nt
Organism: Chenopodium quinoa (quinoa)
Lineage: Eukaryota; Viridiplantae; Streptophyta; Magnoliopsida; Caryophyllales; Amaranthaceae
Product: NADP-dependent malic enzyme-like
Exons: 19
Coding region: 142-1995 (617 amino acids)
Biological process (GO): pyruvate metabolic process; malate metabolic process
Cellular component (GO): chloroplast
Molecular function (GO): NAD binding; malate dehydrogenase (decarboxylating) (NAD+) activity; malate dehydrogenase (decarboxylating) (NADP+) activity
Source: RefSeq, a predicted model, not a curated record